AUGAAGCUAAGCUUGAAUCUUCGCGCCCACAAGCGAUAUAUCACGGGAGUAGCCAACGUGGCUGCUCGCCGAAUCAACGCCGCGAUCUUAGCGAUCGGGGACGUGGAGAUGGAGGAAUUGCCGCUCGCGAACGCUGAGGACACCGUGCUCAUGCACCUCGCAAGUCUGCAAGGAGCUGAAUAUGACGUCGCCAACAUCGAGAAGUGGCUAGAAAACGAAUUAAACGCCGACAACAACUGUCAAAAAGACCCAACUCUCAAAGAGAGAUACAGAGACACGUUGAAAGAGCAUAUCGACAAACGAGACUACCUAACUCUUCGUAGAAAGUUAGGAAAAACAAUUCACAAACUGAAAGCAAUCAUGGAUCAAGGAAAAACGGAAGCCGAAUGGAAGCAGGGCGACCUGCCGGCGAGCCCGACAAAGACAACAAUGACGGAGGGAGACCAAGAGCUCGAAUCCGAGUCCGACGAAGACGACGUGUUUGUCCAAGACGUCGAGACAACGCAAGAACUCAACUCAACCAAUCCGUUUAUCAACCAAGUCGAGAACGAGGGCGAGGAGAUGGUCGCGAAAGGACCAGGUCUCAACCCGUUCGAACCUAAUCCAAGACAGGAAAACAAUACGGUCAUCAACCUGAUCGAGAUGACGUCUCAGAAGAAAGGGAUUCAGGUAGACAUUGAAUUGGCUGCCGAACUGAACCGCGUGUUAGAUAGCCAUUCCAAAAGACUAAGAAACACGGAAUAUAACACGUUGGCACGAGAAAACGAAAUCAUAAACGCUCAUUCGGGAAUCCAAAACAUGCUCGAAAGAAAUCUCACACCAAAACCAAUUCUGAAAAAACCGGACUUAGAGCCGUCAGAGGAAUCAUCGGACGAGGAGAUCCGACACAGGUACGAGAAAGAGAAGAGACAUAGAGGUGUGACGCUGGACAUCAAAAGAAACGCUCAGUAUUACGAGUCAACCGAGAGUGAACCAGAAAAGAUAGACAACAAAAAAAGAGAAAGAAAAGUCAUAAAAGGAAAAAGAGACAGUUACGAACACUUGGAGGAAUCAGAUGGAGAGUUCACUUUACCGGUCAAACCGUUCGAAUUGCCGAAAUUCAGUGGGAGAACCGCAUCUGAGUACGAAGAGUGGAAAGAAAUGUUUAACGCAGCUUAUGGACGAAAUAAACGACUAAUGGAAAUCCAAAAGCUCAUCCAACUCAAAACGCACGUCAGCGAUUACGCAAAAUCGGUGAUCGGUGCUAUUCAACUAGAAAAAGGUAACUAUGAGAGAGCGUGGGAAGUCCUCGACGCCACGUUCGCCAGUAAAUCAGACACGGUGGACGAAUUGUUUUCGUCGUUCCUGAAAGCGACCAUUAACCACAAAGAUUUCACGAAAAUGCUGUGCGAUACAGGGAGAAUCGCCGGAAUCGUCGAAAAUCUGAAAAACAGAGCUGUAAACGUCGACAAUAUUGCAUUCACGAAACCAUUAAUCGCAAAGCUUCCAGAGAACAUUCAAAGAAAAAUUAUGACAACAAUGGAAAUAAACGGUCACGACGGAACGUUUAGAACGAUGUACCAAUGGAUCCAAAGAGAGAUCGUGAUUGAAAGAAAUAUCACAUCAAAUCUAGAGAACAAUGGUACGCUGAAAAAGUCGAAGGAUUUUGAACUCGGAUACAGCGACGAAAUUGAAGUAAACUUGGCAGACAACGACGAGGGCUCCGAGGCUAUUGAAUGUCCGUUCGGAUGCGAAGAGGGUCACCCAUAUUGGAAAUGUUCUAAGACAACAAAAGACAAGUAUCUGGCGGCCAAAGAACAGGGACUAUGUUACAUUUGUUUUGAAAGCUCACACAUGUCAAGAGAAUGCAGAAAACAGAGUGGUUGCAAACACUGCAAAGGACCACACAACUCCAUUCUCCAUGAAUCAUUCGAAUACUUCUUCCAAAAAUACAAACAGUUCAUGGGAUACCAGAAUCCUCAACAACAGACGUAUGAAAAUCAACAAUGUAACGAGGCACAAGACAGGCAACAACAUCAGUUCAAUCAGAGACAACAAAAUUUCCAACAUCAGAACCAAGCCGACAGCCAAAGAUGGGCACCACCAGCUGAACAACGAGGAGCUGGAGCAAACUUGACUCAUUAG
Caenorhabditis sp. 36 PRJEB53466 is the source of this 2124-nucleotide messenger RNA. NCBI's taxonomy places the organism in Eukaryota, Metazoa, Nematoda, Chromadorea, Rhabditida, Rhabditidae. The record is from the annotation of a GenBank genome assembly.